Aspergillus ruber CBS 135680 is the source of this 414-nucleotide messenger RNA. RefSeq lists its product as uncharacterized. The record is from RefSeq and is a predicted model, not a curated record. Lineage: Eukaryota; Fungi; Ascomycota; Eurotiomycetes; Eurotiales; Aspergillaceae. The coding region runs from base 1 to 414 and encodes 137 amino acids. The transcript has a single exon.
AUGCUGGGAUCACACGUUGUCUCGGAGUGGAAUCUGCAUGAAGUCUUCGCGGAGGCAAUUUUGGCAGGUCCGCCAGAUUCAGGCCGAAAUCCGGAGAUCAUCGCUGGUAUGCCCACGGCAAACCCUGUAGAUCAGCCGAAUGUCCUCUGGUACACAAACCCUAAGGAAUGGGACUUUGUCCAGUAUCACGCCUCCAUGUCAAGCCAGACAGUCAGUGUUGCAGUUGUCCCGUUAAGAUUACAACUCGAACCCGCGCAGAAUGUGACGGAAACAACUUCCAUUGUCAUGGAGAGCUUCAUGCUCAAGCUGCAUACAAAAUCGCAUCUGCCACGAGAUAGGACCAUUGACCCAAGUACGCAUCUGGCUGAGCUCGGAGUGGACUCGAUAGUGUCCCUGUAUAAGUGGUCCACUUGA